This is a messenger RNA of Tripterygium wilfordii, 941 nucleotides long. RefSeq names its product probable WRKY transcription factor 75. Gene Ontology annotation, molecular function: sequence-specific DNA binding; DNA-binding transcription factor activity. Gene Ontology annotation, biological process: regulation of DNA-templated transcription. The transcript is spliced from 2 exons. The record is from RefSeq and is a predicted model, not a curated record. NCBI's taxonomy places the organism in Eukaryota, Viridiplantae, Streptophyta, Magnoliopsida, Celastrales, Celastraceae. The coding region runs from base 101 to 769 and encodes 222 amino acids.
CCUCUUUUCACCUUCCCACACCACUUUAUGUUGACCACUCCAAUCCUUAUAAAAACACCCUUUCUCACACAUUCUCCACUUCCUCUCUCAAAUAUUCUCCAUGGAGCCCCUGAGACCCAAAAAUAUCAUGGAAGACCAGCACCAGGUAGCCCCACCACCACCAUUGCCGCUGCAGCCGCCAUCAUCUCUGCCACCCUAUGAUCUCCUCACACCCCCAGCCCUAAUACUUCCAUCAACCUCAAUAUUACAUCUUCCUCCUCCUCAUGCUCCGAAUAUGGAUCAACAAGCAGUGUUCCCUGAAAAUAUUGACUGGGUCAGCCUUCUCUCUGGUCAAAGUGGAUUGGUUGAUAAUUAUAAGGGCUUAUUAAUGGAAACCCGUGGUUGUGCACCAAAUGGAGGAGAAGAGAAGAUCAAUAAUAAUAAUAAUAAUGUUAAGGAUAAAAGAAAAUCAGGGAGCAGCAGUAGUAGAAUGAAAAAGGCGAGCAAGCCUCGGUUUGCGUUUCAGACAAAGAGUGCUGAUGAUAUUCUUGAUGAUGGUUAUCGCUGGAGGAAGUACGGCCAGAAAUCUGUCAAGAAUAGCAUUUAUCCCAGGAGCUAUUACCGGUGCACCCAUCACACAUGCAAUGUGAAGAAACAAGUGCAAAGGCUAUCAAAGGACACAAGCAUUGUUGUCACCACUUACGAAGGAAUCCACAACCAUCCCUGUGAGAAAUUAAUGGAAACCCUAACUCCUCUUCUGAAGCAGAUGCAGUUCCUCGCAAGGUUUUAAUAACUUCACUCACCAAAACCAAGCAGAAGCAUUUCUUAUGAUUCAAACUUCCUCUACUUUGUGCUUUUUUGCGUUCAAAUUGUAUAAACGGAUGAAGUACAUAAAAAGUGUUGAUAAAUAUGUACUUAAAUAAUACAUAAUUAAGCUUAUAAUGUAUAUUAUUCACCUCCCA